CACAAUCAGCAGUUGCUUCAAUCAACGAUGAGAAAUUUUGUUUUAUAUUUUUCGUUCUUUUUUCUAUCACUGUGCACAGCCUUUCCUGAUAACGAAAAGCCUCAAAAUUGGGAUUAUAUCAUUCAGGAAAUUUUAGAAGAAAACAAGGUUUUGAAAGAACGCCUUGAUGUACUGCAAGAUUGCUUCACAGUCCUAGAAGAGAAGUGUGCGUGCUCUGGAAAAUCGACAAGGGGCGAAACAAAUCCUGAAUCAGAAUAUGAAGAGGAAAACAACAUCGUUCAAUUGCUUUCCUCAGACAUUGAACACCCUAGUACGACAGACUUUACAGCUAAUCUCACAAGUGGCAUCACUACAGGAAUAUCAGUGGGACAAGGGCACGGGCAUCUAUUAAAACGUAUAUCUGAAAGUGAAGUUGCUUUUCAUGCGUAUUUGAGUGGCAACCGCUGUUACAAUCAUCAUGAGAUAUUCAUUUUUGACAGAGCACCUGUUAAUCUUGGAAACGGGUUCAAUGUUAACGACGGAAUCUUCGAUGCCCCGGCCACAGGUAUCUACGUACUUAGCUGGACAGUGGCUGCACCACAUGGGUCAUGGUCCUCGGCAGAACUGAUCAUUAAUGGAGCAGUUCAAGGAGUUAUCGAGUCAGACUCGGACUUGAAUGGAAGUGGUUCUGGGGUUCAUCCGGCCACUGGAUUGGUUUUGGCUAACGUAAACGCAGGAAACCACAUUUACAUCCGCUAUAUCAAGGGGGCAGGCUGCACUGUUAGAAGCAAUUCAUAUACUCGCACUUCCUUUACUGGCUGGUUGUUAAUAUAGAUGAAAAUGGUAAAUAAAUUUAGAUGUAAG
Messenger RNA from Ruditapes philippinarum (Manila clam), 843 nucleotides. RefSeq lists its product as uncharacterized. Gene Ontology annotation, molecular function: protein binding. The transcript is spliced from 2 exons. The record is from RefSeq and is a predicted model, not a curated record. Lineage: Eukaryota; Metazoa; Mollusca; Bivalvia; Venerida; Veneridae. The coding region runs from base 28 to 813 and encodes 261 amino acids.